Molecule: messenger RNA, 2574 nt
Organism: Salvelinus namaycush (lake trout)
Lineage: Eukaryota; Metazoa; Chordata; Actinopteri; Salmoniformes; Salmonidae
Product: protein mono-ADP-ribosyltransferase PARP12-like
Exons: 12
Coding region: 10-1986 (658 amino acids)
Molecular function (GO): NAD+ poly-ADP-ribosyltransferase activity; metal ion binding
Source: RefSeq, a predicted model, not a curated record
UAUAACACGAUGUCGUCUGUAGUGUCUCAAUAUGUUACAAAAAUUAUCUGUGGAAAUCAAGGAUGUUUGGACUUCAAGCAGCUUGACCAGAUCGUUGGUCAAAAGUUCACUUGUGCAGAUGAGAUCCUACUUGGAAUACUUAGUGACAGCGGAAAAUAUGCCAUCAGUGAAGGCAAAGAAAAGGCUUCGGGUUGUGUUAUGAGCCAGGACAGUGUUAUUGUUGCCAAGACUUCACUACGAGUCUGUCAAACCUCUCAUAAAGAGUGUCAUCAGUGCGAUAAUUUACACAUAUGCAGCCACUUUGUAUGCGGUAACUGCAAGUACGGGAACAAGUGCAAAAAGGCCCACAGUCUAGAUUCCCCACACAACGCAGCUAUUAUAAGUGAGGUGGGUCACCAUGACCUGGGGGAGGCAGAGCUGUUCCAACUUCUGCUGCAGAACGACCCCUACCUGAUGCCUGAGAUCUGCUCCCAUUACAACAAGCGCGUUGGUGAGCAUGGCAUCUGCAAGUUUAAAAGCAGCUGCACAAAACUCCACCUCUGCCUGCACUUCCUCCAGGGUGACUGUAGGUUUGGUGCUGGUUGUAAGAGGGCCCACACGUUCGAUGCCCCUGCAAUGAAGAUUCUAAACAGCAGAGGAUUCAGCCAAGAGAACAUCAAGAUCCUCCACAAUAUCUACAAGAAUAAAUUCAUCAUCACUCACCAAGAAAAUCCAGCUGCCGUAGCACCCUCUCUUGCUCCAGUCAUGAAGCCAGUUGAGAAACAACAGCCCUCCUCCAGCCCCACCAGUGAGACUGACAGGAAUGAAAUCUGCCUCUUCUCCAUCCGCAGUCGCUGCAGCUUCAAAGACACAUGUAUCCGUGUCCACUACCAUCUGCCUUACAAAUGGCAGAUCUUAGAUGGAGUGGCUUGGAGAGACCUGGACAAUGUAGAGGAGAUUGAGAAGGCCUACUGUAAUCCACGAAAUGAAACAAGUGGAGGAAGUAAGCCUGUGAACUUCCUCACCAUGACAUGUGGAAGCCCUCCAGUUCGUCGUCUGUCCACUAUUUCAUCCGUCACCAAACCCCCUUACUUCAUCCUCACAACAGAGUGGCUGUGGUACUGGAGAGAUGACUGUGGCCAGUGGAUAGAGUAUGGCCAUGAGGGUGGUGAGGGGAAUGUGGCCUCUGUCAUUUCCCAGACCCUGGAGAAUGCUUACCAAACUGACUCUGACAGCGAGAUUCCAUUUGAAUCUGGAGAUCAGAAAUACAUUCUUAAUCUCAAAGAGAUGCAUCAGCAGAAUAUUAGAUUUACAACCAAAAGAGCAAUUUGUAGAAGGCCCCGUUUUCUCUCUAAGGAAGAUGUGAAUGCCAAGCUGAAGAGUGAGUCUAAGGAGAGCUCCAGCUCCUCUGUGACUGUCCCUCCACACUGGGACAAAGGAGUCUUGUCUGACGCCACAGACUACAAGCUGGUUCCACUCUCAAGCCAGAUAGAAGAGUACCAAAAGUUGGAGAAGCUAUUCAAACAUACCAUGGCCAGCAGCACCAUCCACAGCAUCAAACGGAUCCAGAACCCCUCACUCUGGAGGGUCUUCCAGUGGCAGAAGGAACAGAUGAUGAAGAAGAAUGGCGGGAAACCGGUUGAUGAGAGAGAAUUGUUCCACGGCACAGAUCACUCUAUCAUAGAUGUCAUCUGUGAACAGAACUUUGACUGGAGGACCUGCGGUGUCAAUGGAACACUUUAUGGCCUAGGGAGCUACUUUGCUAGAGAUGCCUCUUACUCUGACGCGUACAUAAGAUCUCAGAGCAAUAGCAAGAAGAUUAUGUUUGUGGCUCUGGUCUUGGUUGGAGAGUUCACCAAUGGGUGUAAAACAUACCGUCGUCCACCUCAGAAAAGCACCAGCAAGGUCCUCUACGACAGCUGUGUCAACUCAGAAAACAACCCAUCCAUUUUUGUUGUGUUUGAGAAACAGCAGAUUUAUCCUGAAUACCUAAUUGAGUACUCUUAAAUCCACAGGGGUCCAUACCAAUCUUCCACUGAAGACAACUGAUAUUUUGUGACUUGCUAACAGUCCUCACAUGCUCUACCUACUGUAUUUCUGUUAUUUAUUGAAAUGGGGCUAGUGAUUUAUUGAAUUGGGGCUAGGUUUUGGUAUUUUUUUGUUAUGCAUUAAAUAAUAAUUAUUAUUAUAAUAUCGCCAAAGUUCAGUGCUAUAGCAUGAUUGAAAUUUAAAGGCAAUGUUCCCACGCUCAGUCGCUUCUAGUCCGUAUCUUUUUAUGUGUUAUUUCUUACAUUGUUAGCCCAGAAAAUCUUAAGUGUUAUUACAGACCGCCGGGAAGAACUAUUGGAUAUCAGAGCGACAUCAACGUACCAACAUUACGACCAGGAAUACGACUUUCCCGAAGCGGAUCCUUUGUUCACACCACCACCUAGGGCAUUUGAUCUGAUCCCAGAGACCGACCCAAAAUAACGUUGCCUCAGAAGAGGUAGACGGAGCGGCCUCCUGGUCAGACUUUGGAGGCUUGCACACCACCCACUGCUUCCGAGUAUAUUAUUCGCCAAUGUCCAGUCUCUAGAUAACAAGGAAGACAAAAUU